AAGGUUUGCAAUGAAAAAAAAAUUAGUUCUGUUAAACAUUUAAACAUUAUUUGGUAUUCAUUUAUGCUACCGAUAGUAAUGUCGUUACUAUGAAUAUUAAUUGGAAUUCAACUUGUAUCCUAAAAUCAUCAUUUAAAUUAGAGUAAAUGAAUUAUUUAUACACAACCAUUUGCCCACUCAAUGCAAUCACAAUCACAACCUUGUUAAGAGUAAUUAAUAUUUUUCUAAUACAGUAUUUAACAAAUGCUCGUAAACAGUGCUUUAAUUUGGAAUAUGAAUUAGAUUAUUGUUCUAGAAAGCAUAAAGUUCAUAUCCCAACGAGUCAGUUGUCUGGCUAUAGCUUUGGUUAUGGUUCACUAAAUGAUACAGAAUAUAUGUGCCGUACUCGAUGGCACAUAUUAGUAUUUCAAUGUAUGAGGAAAAGAGCUGAGGAAUCAUGUAAUCAUUCCGAUGAAGAGAAAUUUCGACAAAUCAUAUGGUCCAUUUCUUUAGAUACAAGAAAAUUUGAGAAAGCUGCCGCGUAUAUAUGUCAUCAACAUAAUCUGAGAAUUUUACGUGAACAUCAGUACAGAUGUUUAAAACAACAAGAAAAACUAGCUGAACAAUGUACAGUGAAUAGAAAUGAGACAAUUAAAGAAGUUGUCCUGGCAUUGCAUAAUCAAUCCAGUCGAUUAUUAUCUAGUCCUAAUGAAUAUUAUUCAAUAAUUAAGCAUACACUAACAUCAUACGAGUGCAAAUCUCUACGAACAAAAUUGGAUUGUUUAUAUAAUAUAUUGUAUAACGUAUGUCCAUCAAAUGCGGUGCGGCUAAUAAUGAAUUAUUUCAAAGAAACUUUACCUGAUGGUUGUACAUUUAAUUAUGAAACACGUUUAUCGAAACAUUUAGAAUCAGUACAAAUGAAUCAGUUAAUUAAUAACGAUGAAAAUAUGGAUGAAAGAAAUAAUAAUAAUAAUAAUAAUAAUAUGAAACGAACAUUUUCACAUAAUUUACAUGACGUUCAAGCAAGUCCUAGAAAAUCUGUAAAGAAUUAUGCUAAUUUGAUAAAUUACAACUUUCUCACUAUACUACUUACGAGACUUAUCUUUAAUUUAAUAUGCAAUAAUCCAUGAAAAUCUCUUCCUUAUUAGCUUUUUUUUGUAUCUGCCAUGAUAUGAUGAUAUGUGCAUAUACUGUCUGUCAAUGAACGAACUUGUCAUGAUAAAAAUUAUUCUUUCUGUAAAUAACUAUUUAUUCAAUGCUGACCGAUAAACAAGACAAGAGCUGCGAAAUAUAUUUUUUAUUCUGUUCCAUAUUACUUAGUAUUUAUGUGUCUGUGGUAAAUGAAUCCUCUCCAUUUUUAUUUAUCAAUGAGAUUAAUGUACAGAUUUAUUUUUAUUUUCUGAAAAAAACAUCCUUUGAAUCUAGCAGAUAAUACAAUUUAAACAUAUA
Schistosoma turkestanicum is the source of this 1428-nucleotide messenger RNA. Lineage: Eukaryota; Metazoa; Platyhelminthes; Trematoda; Strigeidida; Schistosomatidae. The record is from the annotation of a GenBank genome assembly.